This is a messenger RNA of Podospora anserina S mat+, 957 nucleotides long. RefSeq lists its product as uncharacterized. NCBI's taxonomy places the organism in Eukaryota, Fungi, Ascomycota, Sordariomycetes, Sordariales, Podosporaceae. Gene Ontology annotation, molecular function: acyltransferase activity, transferring groups other than amino-acyl groups. The record is from RefSeq and is a predicted model, not a curated record. The coding region runs from base 1 to 957 and encodes 318 amino acids. The transcript is spliced from 2 exons.
AUGACAAGAGUGACCAUGGACACGAGCUCUUUCAGCUCAUUCACUCCCCGGGAGCUUCAAACCGACCGCCCUCCAAGAGAGCCGGCCCCUCCCACUCCCUUUAUCUCUUUCAUCAAGCCUCAAGGCCAGCUCUGGAACUACAACCGGCACAAGACCCACGAAGACCAGCCAGGCAACAUCCCCAAGGCUUUCCUCGAUGCCAUGAGCGUCAGAGAGAAGGUCUACGUCGAAGAACAGGGCGUUGCCUUGGAGAACGAAUUCGACAGUGACGACCACCGUAGCUGCCACUGGGUAAUCUACGCCUCUGUCCUCACCACCAUCCUUCCAGCCAUCCUAGACCCCCGAACCGGCAAGCUUGUCCGCCCCCGCGUCACCAGGACCACCUCCCUCCCUAUCGGCACCCUCCGCCUAGUCCCCUUCCCCCACUCAGCCCACCCCCGCGACGGCGGCAUCUACUUAAACGGCCUCCUCACCAACGUCGGCGACCCCGUCCGCCCUAGAAGCAGCGAGACGGUCCAGGCUCUCCAGCCCCAAGAGAUCCAAGGAGGCAACCGUCGCAACUCCCUCUACAUCCGCGACUUCCCCACCACCUUCCACAACGGUCAGGAGCCGUACGUGAAGCUCGGUCGUCUGGCUGUCCUCAAGGAGUACCGUAACAAGGGAAUCGCGGGCCAGCUUGUGCGCGCCGCAAUUACCUGGAUGCAGACGAAUUACACCAUCUUCAACCCUAGCCCUUCCGUGUUGGGCUUUGACAGACUGGGCAUGGACGUGACGGGCCAGCUGCCUAAGUGGCGGGGCCUGUUUUGCAUUCAUGCGCAGGAGGAGGCGGUCAAGGUCUGGGAGAGGUAUGGGUUCAAGGUAGACGAGAAGAUGGGAAAGUGGUGGGAGGAGGGGAUCCCGCAUGUGGGCAUGUGGUUGAGGGUUCCGGUUGGCAAGGGGGGUCAUACUGUUGCCUGA